This is a messenger RNA of Tachyglossus aculeatus (Australian echidna), 1807 nucleotides long. It is a transcript of the gene PSAP, whose product is annotated as prosaposin. Gene Ontology annotation, biological process: sphingolipid metabolic process. Lineage: Eukaryota; Metazoa; Chordata; Mammalia; Monotremata; Tachyglossidae. The transcript has 15 exons. The coding region runs from base 61 to 1659 and encodes 532 amino acids. Gene Ontology annotation, cellular component: lysosome. The record is from RefSeq and is a predicted model, not a curated record.
UUAUAGCGGCGGCCGAUCAGCUGACGCGCCGCAUUGCAGGCGGCGGAGUCAGUGGGCGCCAUGCGGGCUGUCGUGGUGCUGGUGUCCUGCCUUUUGGGCGCGGUUUUAGCCACCUCCCUUUUCCGCCAAGAAGAAUGUGCCAAGGGUUCUGGGGUUUGGUGCCAGAACUUGAAGACUGCAUCUCAGUGUGGGGCCGUGAAACACUGCCAGCAGACCGUCUGGAACAAGCCAACCGUGAAAUCCCUCCCAUGUGACUUGUGUAAGGAAGUUAUUACAGUGGUUGGAGACCUCCUAAAAGAUGGCCAUACAGAGAAUGAUAUCCGUGACUACCUGGAGAAGACCUGUGCAUGGCUUCCAGACCCCAGAUCGUCCGAGUGCAAGGAAAUGGUGGACUCCUACCUACCAGUCAUCCUGGAUAUGAUCAAAGCGGAGGUGAGUCGACCUGGAGAGGUGUGCUCUGCUCUCAGCCUGUGUCAGUCCCUCCAGAAGCAGCUGGCCACCCAGGAGCAGCAGAAGCAGCUGGACUCGAACCAGAUUUCCGAAGCGAACCUGCCCGAGAUGGUGGCUCCAUUCAUGGCCAACGUGCCCCUCCUCCUCUACCCUCAGGACAAGUCUGAGCAGCCCCAGGAGGAAGCCAAGGCUGGUGGGGACGUGUGCAAAGACUGUAUCCAGCUGGUGGCUGACGUCCAGGAUGCCAUGAAAACUAACUCCUCCUUCGUUGAAUCUCUGGUUGCCCAUGCCAAGGAGCAGUGUGACCGCCUUGGGCCUGGCAUAGCUGACAUGUGCAAGAACUACAUCAAUCAGUACUCUGACUUGGUUGUCCAGAUGGUAUUGCACAUGCAGGAUCAGCAACCCAAGGACAUCUGUGGAAUGGCUGGAUUUUGCAGCUCCUCGCAUCAGAUGCCCCUCCAAGCUCUGACACCAGCCAAAGUGGCUGCAGUUGACGUGAUCCCUGCACUGGAGCUGGUGGCCCCCAUCACGAGCAAGGGGGCGCAGGUGAAAAGCGGCCCUACCUGCGAGUUGUGUGAGUAUGUGAUCAAAGAGAUCACCAAGCUCCUGGAAGACAACAAGACGGAGGAGAACGUGAUCCACGCGGUGGAGAAAGUCUGCUCCAUUCUGCCCGCAUCCAUGGCGCAGGAGUGCCAAGACUUGGUGGAGGCCUACGGCAAGUCCAUCGUGGAGCUGCUCCUGGAAGAGGCCAGCCCCCAAGUGGUGUGCAGCUUGCUCGGCCUGUGUGCCGGCCGCAGGCCCGCCCGGACAGUGCACUUGGCUGAACUCAAGGUUGGGAAGCCGAAGGUUGGUGGAUUCUGUGAUGUCUGCAAAAAACUGGUUGGCUAUUUGGACCACAACCUGGAGCAGAACAAAACGAAGAAGGAGAUCCUAGACGGGCUCGAGAAAGGCUGCAGCUUCCUGCCAGAUCCUUACCAGAAGCAGUGCGAUGAGUUUGUGGAUGAGUAUGAACCAGUGCUGAUCGAAAUCCUGGUCGAGAUGAUGGACCCCGACUUCGUGUGUCUGAAAAUUGGAGCAUGUCCCUCAGCUCACCGACCUCUCUUGGGAACAGAGGAGUGCGUCUGGGGCCCGAGCUACUGGUGCAAGAACAUGGAGACGGCUGCCCAGUGCAAUGCCGUUGAACACUGCAAACGUCACGUUUGGAACUAGAAGAAAACCUGGGUUCCUCCUCUCCCCUGUCCACUCCCUUCCUUCCCCGAAUCCUUGGAGAAAGUGCAACAUCUUUUGUGAACUGGGGCUGGAUCACCCUUCUCAAUCUUAAGUUUUGUCUUUUUAAACAGAUCUCCCCCCUGCUGUA